AUGGGUAGAUGCACAGGGGUUCAGUGGUAUUAUCAGAUUCAAUUCCUUCUAUUUGUAUUCUUGAUGGCAUACUCUUUUUACUUUGCCUCAAAAUUUGCAGAUGAUAAAUGCUAUGGAAAAAAGCAGGUUGAGAGCUGCCCUACAAGAAGGCUCUUACUCCCUUAUGAGCAAGCAAAAAAAAUUAUAUAUAAUGGUAUGAAAUUUAAAUAGUCAAAUUUGCAAGGAUUGGAAAGGUUUAAUAAAUUUGUAAAAUCUUACUUAUAUAUUAUAUUGUGCAUACUCUUUUUAGGUACAAGUGCAAGGGACAUACUGAUGGCCAGCUCCGUAUUCCAGACUUGGGAAAUAUAGAACUAGUCAUCAAUAUGACCCGUACACUUGUGUCCAAAAAGGGCCAAUACACAAUAUAUAUUUUUAUUAAAAAAUUUUUACUUGCUUGCAAUGAAUGGUUUAUCCCCCAAAAAAUAGACCAAAAAUAUAAAUUUUCUAAUGCUUUUGCUCUUUUUAAAGAGGGUGAGGAGUUAGAAUCAGGAAAUGGAAAUAAUACAGAUAUUGAUUUUUCUAAAUCUUCCAUCUCGUGAUUUAGUAAAAACUUUGCUCUCUAAAAAGGGGGUUAAUUUUUCCGAAAUAUAAAAAAAUCUCAAUUGGAAAGUAAAACUAGUGAGAGAUCUAUUGUAAUGGUUAUUAAAAUAUUUUUAUAAUUAAUUUUUGAUCGCUCACAGAGAGUUUUUCCAAAAGGAAUUUAUGCAGUGGAGAGUAAGGAAAAAUCAAUUUUCCUAGCUGAUGUCAGCUCAACCGAUUAUAAUUAUGCAGAUACUGUCAACCUUACCUAUUUUGACGAAAAUCACAGAUUUUUGGCAACUACAAACGUUACCGAUACAUCAACGAGCUAUACCGCAAUCGCAAUAGUUUUAGCUUUUAUCUAUAUCUCAGAAAUUGGCUUACUCUUUAUUCUUAUCUUAUUUUUAUAUUAUUUUUCAAACCUAGACAUCGCGAAAUUUGCAAAACUCGGGUGAUGCCAAAGGUGCGGAGGCAAAUUGUCCAAAUGUUUCCCUUAUCUCAUAGUUUUGGCUCAUUAUGCAGCUUUAAUUCUAGUUCUCGUCGAAAUUCUGCUUGUAUUUGGCCUUAAAAACUGUGAGCAAGCAAUGCAUAAUGACACAGCUAGCGGAGACUGCAAAAUUGGGCAGCUUCAAACUGAAGGAGAAGCAUAUGCAAUAGUUGUCGUGAUCUUAUGGGCCUGCAUGCACAUUAUUGGAGGGUUUAUAAGGCGAAAUGUGUACUAUGACUCUUUCUUUUACCAGCCAGAAGACAAGUCGAAGGUAUGGAAAAAUUGGUGUUUUGUUAAGUGCGGACCUUAA
Blepharisma stoltei is the source of this 1355-nucleotide messenger RNA. The record is from the annotation of a GenBank genome assembly. NCBI's taxonomy places the organism in Eukaryota, Ciliophora, Heterotrichea, Heterotrichida, Blepharismidae.